AUGAAGCUUUGGAUUUAUCUCCUUUAUCCAUCUCUUCUUGCUUGUUUAUGUCUACAAUCCCAAUCACCAAUGCCCUCAGUCAGAGGCUCUUGUGAAAGUCUUUGCAAUUGUGAGGAGAAAGAUGGCAUAAUGGUAAUAAACUGUGAAGAAAAAGGCAUCAAUAAAUUAUCCCAAAUCAGUGUGCCUCCAUCACGACCUUUCCACUUAAGUUUAUUAAAUAAUGGCUUGACAGUGCUUCACACGAAUGACUUUUCUGGGCUUACCAAUGCCCUUUCAAUACACCUUGGAUUUAAUAACAUAGCAGAUAUAGAGACUGGUGCAUUUAAUGGCCUUGGACUUCUUAAGCAACUUCACAUCAAUCACAAUUCUUUGGAAAUUCUUAAAGAGGACACCUUCCAUGGUUUGGAGAACCUGGAAUUCUUGCAGGCUGAUAAUAAUUUCAUUACAGUAAUUGAACCAAGUGCCUUCAGCAGGCUCAACAGGCUGAAAGUGUUAAUUUUAAAUGACAACGCUAUUGAGAGUCUUCCUCCAAACAUAUUUCGAUUUGUUCCUUUAACCCAUCUAGAUCUUCGUGGGAAUCAGUUGCAAACAUUGCCUUAUGUUGGCUUCUUAGAGCACAUUGGCCGGAUACUGGAUCUCCAGUUGGAGGACAAUAAGUGGGCCUGCAAUUGUGAAUUAUUGCAGCUAAAAAACUGGCUAGAAAAUAUGCCUCCACAAUCUAUAAUUGGUGAUGUUAUAUGCUACAGCCCUCCACUUUUCAAAGGGAGCAUACUGAGUCGCCUGAAAAAGGAAUCUAUUUGCCCUACUCCACCAGUAUAUGAAGAACAUGAGGAUCCAUCAGGAUCUCUGCUGGCCAUAACAUCUUCAACAAGUGACAGCCGCCUAUCAAGCAAGAAUACAUCCAUUUUAAAACAACCUACCAAAGCACCAGGUUUGGUACCUUACCUUACAAAGCCAUCCACUCAGCUUCCGGUACCUUACUGUCCUAUUCCUUGCAACUGCAAAGUUCUCUCCCCUUCUGGACUUCUAAUCCACUGUCAGGAGCGCAAUAUUGAAAGCUUGUCAGAUCUACAACCUCCUCCACACAAUCCUAGAAAGCUGAUUCUUGCAGGCAAUAUUAUUCAUACCUUAAUGAAGUCUGACCUGAUGGACUAUUUCACUUUGGAAAUGCUUCACUUGGGAAACAAUCGUAUUGAAAUUCUUGAAGAAGGAUCAUUUAUGAAUCUGACAAGACUCCAGAAGCUCUAUCUCAAUGGCAAUCAUCUGACCAAACUAAAUAAAGGCAUGUUCCUUGGUCUUUUCAGUCUCGAGUAUUUGUAUCUUGAAUACAAUGCAGUAAAGGAAAUAUUACCAGGAACCUUCAACCCAAUGCCUAAACUGAAAGUUCUUUAUUUAAAUAACAAUCUCCUUCAAGUUUUACCUGCACAUAUUUUUUUAGGUAUUCCUCUAACUAGAGUAAAUCUUAAAACAAACCAGUUCACCCAUUUACCUGUAAGUAACAUCUUAGAUGACCUUGACUUCCUGAUACAGAUUGACCUUGAGGAUAAUCCCUGGGACUGCUCUUGUGACCUGGUUGGAUUGCAGCAAUGGAUACACAAGCUUGGCAAGGGCACCAUGACAGAUGAUAUCCUCUGUACUUCCCCAGGGCAUCUUGAAAAAAAGGAAUUAAAAGCCCUCAACAGUGAACUUCUUUGCCCUGGUUUAGUAAAUAACCCUUCCAUGCCAACUCAGAGUAGUUACAUUAUUCUCACUUCUCCUACAGUCCCACCAGAUACAGCUGGUACUAUUUUAAGUUCUCUCACAGAUGCUGUGCCCCUAUCAGUUCUAAUAUUAGGACUUCUGAUUGUGUUCAUAACUGUUGUAUUCUGUGCUGCAGGGAUAGUGGUUUUUGUCCUCCACCGUAGGAGAAGAUAUAAGAAGAAAAAAGUAGAGGAGCAACUGAGAGACAAUAGUCCUGUCCACUUGCAGUACAGCAUGUAUGGUCAUAAAACCACUCACCAUACAACUGAAAGACCCUCUUCCUCUCUCUAUGAACAGCACAUGGUGAGCCCAAUGGUUCAUGUCUACAGAAGUCCAUCCUUUGGUCCAAAGCAUUUGGAAGAAGUUGAAGAAAAAAAUGAUAAAGACGGAAAUGAUGCAAAACAUCUUCAAAGGAGCCUGUUAGAACGAGAAAAUCAUUCACCUCUUACAGGUUCAAAUAUGAAAUACAAAACUACAGACCAAUCAACAGAUUUCCUAUCUUUUCAGGAUGCAAGCUUAUUAUAUAGGAACAUUUUGGAGAAAGAGAGGGAACUUCAGCAACUAGGCAUCACAGAGUACCUAAGAAAAAAUAUUGCUCAGCUCCAGCCAGAUGUGGAGGUUAACUAUCCUGGAGCCCAUGAGGAGCUGAAAUUAAUGGAAACAUUGAUGUACUCACGACCAAGGAAGGUGUUGGUAGAACAGACUAAAAAUGAAUAUUUUGAGCUCAAGGCUAACUUGCAUGCUGAACCUGACUAUUUAGAAGUCUUGGAGCAGCAAACAUAAAGGGACUGUUUGUGGGCUUUUACAGAAAUGCUGUGAUUCUGACUUAAUUCCAAACCUUUGAAAUAAGUGCCUUAUGUGGGUGCC
Grammomys surdaster is the source of this 2607-nucleotide messenger RNA. RefSeq names its product SLIT and NTRK like family member 6 (gene Slitrk6). The transcript has a single exon. Bases 1 to 2523 code for a protein of 840 amino acids. Gene Ontology annotation, molecular function: protein binding. The record is from RefSeq and is a predicted model, not a curated record. Gene Ontology annotation, cellular component: membrane. NCBI's taxonomy places the organism in Eukaryota, Metazoa, Chordata, Mammalia, Rodentia, Muridae. Gene Ontology annotation, biological process: positive regulation of synapse assembly; axonogenesis; regulation of presynapse assembly.